AUGCCGCAGGGCGAGCACAUCGAGCUUCAUCAGAAGCGUCAUGGCUUCCGCUUGGAUCACUUCGAGCGGAAGCGCAAGCGCGAGGCUCGCCAAGUGCACAAGACGUCUCAGAUCGCGAGAAACACUAUCGGUCUCAAGGCGAAGAUGUUCGCGAAGAAGCGUUACCAAGAAAAGGCGACGAUGAAGAAGACUCUGGCAAUGCACGCGGAGCGGACGAACAAGCACAAGGCGGACGCGCCAGUGGCGGAGGGAGCGGUGCCGGCGUACCUGCUGGAGAGGGAGGCGACGGCGCGCGCCAAGGUGCUCAGCAACACCAUCAAGCAGAAGCGCAAGGAGAAGGCCGGCAAGUGGGACGUGCCCCUGCCCAAGGUUCGGCCGAUUGCUGAGGAUGAGAUGUUCAAAGUGGUCCGAUCAGGGAAGAGGAAAACCAAGCAGUGGAAAAGGCUAGUGACUAAAGUCACCUUUGUGGGACCGGGUUUCACUCGCAAGCCACCCAAGUAUGAGCGCUUCAUCCGCCCCAUGGCUCUGCGCUUCACCAAGGCGCAUGUGACCCACCCAGAGCUCAAGUGCACGUUCCAUCUGAACAUCAUCAGCGUGAAGAAGAACCCCAACGGCCCCAUGUACUCGUCCAUGGGGGUCAUCACCAAGGGAACCAUCAUCGAGGUGAACGUGAGCGAGCUUGGGUUGGUCACACCGGCUGGCAAAGUCAUUUGGGGUAAAUAUGCCCAAGUAACCAACAACCCAGAGAAUGAUGGUUGUAUAAAUGCAGUAUUGUUGCGUCUCGCAAUGGCGUGUCUCGCGUUAGCGCUGCAGCCAGCACAGGGACCAGACCUGCUGCUUCAGACCAAGGUAUGGUUCCCCCCGAAGCGCGCGUUGGCGGCGUGUCAGAGCUUCCGGUCGACGCGGCACGCGGACAGCAGCGUGCGGCACCACGAGCAGCCGGCGAACCAGGCGCUCAUGCUCGACCGCCUGGGCGACGACCCUCUGGCCGCCGCGAGCGGACAAGUCGUCGUCGGCAGCGACCGACGGUACCGUGUGGUGUACCGGCUGGUGAACAGCAUAUACGUGCUGGGGCUCAUGCUGGCGGACGACGAUGAGACGUCGCUCAACGUCUACAGCUGCAUCAGCACCGUCAACCAGGCCGUCAGUGUGCUGGUGGCGGCGUGCAAGGGCGUGGACGUCACACCCGAGAAGAUAUUCCGCAAGUACACCGAGGUCUACAUGGCCGCUGCUCGUGCCGCUCGCCACCAACACGCUCGCUGA
Messenger RNA from Closterium sp. Yama58-4, 1263 nucleotides. Lineage: Eukaryota; Viridiplantae; Streptophyta; Zygnematophyceae; Desmidiales; Closteriaceae. The record is from the annotation of a GenBank genome assembly.